AUGUAUAGUCAACAGCACGAAGAGGUUCCGUCUUCACGUCAUCAAACGACGGGCAGAAACGAAUAUCACAGCCCUGGACGUGGCGAAUAUUCACCUCCACUCUCCGACGCUUAUUACACUGCUACGCCUCCAUUUCAAACGGGUCAUAUACCCCCUCAUCCCAUGUACCCUCCACCUUCACGACAUUACCUUCCAUAUCACAACAUACCGCCACCACAAGUUCCACACCCGGACGAAUAUUCGGACCAAAGUUCAAAGAAGCCUGAUAUCGUGAACGUCACCAAUUCCACCGGUAUCCCAGAGAAUACAAAAAACAAGACUCCGAAUGCCUUGAAGAAUUCGACAUCACAGACUUUGAAUAGCAAAGCAAAAUUCAAGAAAGAGCGUUUCGGGUUCUUUGACUCACAAGCAAUAGAAGAGGAUGACAAGAGGUACGCCUGUUCAAUAUUUUCUUUGAAUAUGAUCAUCGGAGAUUUACCCUUUAGCACCGAGUCGGCGUUGCUAUACUCCCUAAUAGUUUGUCAACAACCUCUACGUGCUCGUAUGUGCGGCUUCGGCGAGAAAGAUCGACGACCGAUCGACCCUCCGCCGAUUGUGCAGCUGGUCGUUAACGACGAUAAAGGAAAUCUCGAUACAAGUGCGGGUUUAAGCAUGCUUCAAAAUCCUUUUUUCGUGCUUCACGUCACGUUAUGGUCUGAAGAUUGUAAGGAAGAACGAAAUGUGAUAAGCAAUCCUCCGAAAACCACAAGAGUGCUCAUGGGUUCAUUGGUUUCAUCACCUGCUAUAUUAAAGAAUACCACCGGUGAUGCCGGAUGCUACUUUUGUUUUCCCGAUCUCUCCAUACGAACAGAAGGCAAAUAUACGCUAAAGUUUUCAUUGAUGAAAUUGGGGAGCGAAGAUCGACUGAUAAGUACGAGAACGGAAAUAAUCGCCACAACAUUUUCCGAUCCAUUUACAGUAUAUUCGGCGAAAAAGUUCCCUGGUAUGACAGAAUCCACUGAGCUUUCAAAAGCUUUUGCGAAGCAAGGACUAAAGAUCCCUAUUAGGAAUGAUGUGAGACCUAGAAAGGUCGCCGAGGAUUGA
This is a messenger RNA of Acaulospora morrowiae, 1083 nucleotides long. NCBI's taxonomy places the organism in Eukaryota, Fungi, Glomeromycota, Glomeromycetes, Diversisporales, Acaulosporaceae. The record is from the annotation of a GenBank genome assembly.